Molecule: messenger RNA, 3764 nt
Organism: Pleuronectes platessa (European plaice)
Lineage: Eukaryota; Metazoa; Chordata; Actinopteri; Pleuronectiformes; Pleuronectidae
Gene: mcama
Product: melanoma cell adhesion molecule a
Exons: 16
Coding region: 150-2006 (618 amino acids)
Biological process (GO): angiogenesis
Cellular component (GO): plasma membrane
Source: RefSeq, a predicted model, not a curated record
UCCUCAGAGCUCCUCAUCCAGCACGUCGUCCGCUUCCUCCUCCUCCGCCUCCUCCUCCUCCUCCUCCUUGUUCCCUCUAACUUCUCGUCUUCAGAGCCCGGCUCAGUUUGACUCCGGACUGGAUACCACGGACGCGCAGCGGCGAAGUCAUGGCGCACGGACCGUUCCUCUGGCUCUUUCUCCUGCAUCUCUGCCUCCUCAGCUCCAACGCUUGGGCCAGGGUGGAGGUGACCAUGCAUGCGGGCGUCGAGGUGUACCUGAGUGACUCGGCUCAGAUCCCCUGCCAGUACAGAUUCACCAACGUCGACUCUGAGCCCAGCUUCGUCGUGACCCAGUGGUUUGUGAGAAGCGCCGGCCACACACGGACGCGGAUCUUCUACUUCGAUACCGAUGCCGUGAGCGCCGCUGACAACAACACGGAAUACACCAGCCGCCUCCAAGUGACUCGAGACGCUGAGGGGACUGUGCUCACCAUCCGGGACGUCCAGCUCUCUGAUGAGAGGGAGUUCUUCUGCCAGGUCAACGGGAUGGAAGCCGGGGCCGGCGAGGGCAAGACCCACCUCAGAGUGUUCGCUCCGCCUGAGGCUCCGGUGAUCGAGGGCGUCCUCACGGGAAUAUCUGUGACCAAAGAGGGGCCGUCCAAGGUUGCAUCAUGUGAGGUGACGAACGGCUUUCCCAAACCCAACAUCACCUGGUACAGAAACAACCUGCCGCUGACCCCAGAUCCAGGAAAUGUAAACGUGUUGAGCCUGAUCUGGGAAACCAAAGGCCUGUACUCGGUGGAGAGCACGCUGGAGUACAAGGUGGUGAAGGAGGACAGAGAAGCACGUUUCUCCUGUGAGGUCAGCUUCUCCGUCCCGGGGGCCAUCAGGACAGUGGAGUCAAACACCAUCAACAUCACGGUUUACUACCCUACCACCAUGGUGGAGCUGUGGAAGGAAACUCCUAGGGGCCUGGUCAAAGAGGGGGAUGCUGUGGAGCUGCAUUGCCAGGGCGAUGGCAACCCCCCGCCGUCCUUCAUUUUCAGCAGAGAACAAGAGGUGGAUUACGACAUGCCGGUCCUCGGUCAGGUGUUGGCCCUGGCUGCAGUGACACGGAAAGACAGCGCCCUCUACCAGUGUCGGCCUGAGCACGCUGACGGGAACGCCGAGGUCCGAGGGGAAGUGCAGCUCACCGUGCACUAUCUGGAUCCAGCUGUUGUUGUACCUAAAGAAUCUGAGUUCAUGAUCAAGGGAGAAGAUUUGACCGCGAGCUGCAACGCUCUGUCCUCCCUGAAGACCUCCACUGUCUGGUACAAGGAGGGCAAACAGGUGGGUAAGGGCAACACAUUGCACCUGCAGGACGCCACCUAUGACACGACAGGAGAGUACAAAUGUGAGGUGACCGUCCCCUCGCUGCCGGCGCUGAAGACCAGCGGCUCCGUUAACAUCAUCGUUCAAGGUGGUCCUCAGCUGAUCGGGGUGGAACAGGAGGUGCAGCUGGAGGAGGUGCAAGGCAUGAUGAUCAACCUCAGCUGUGAGGCGGUGGGUCAUCCACUGCCCAGCAUCUCCUGGAGCAUCAUCGGUGGCCAGCACUGGCUCGAGACGGAGGUGGUGAACAAAGUGAAAGAGCACAUGGCGAGGAGCGUGGUGUCGGUCCAGGUCACCUCGGACAUCAGCGCUCAGUGCAACGCGUCCAGCGAGAUGGGCACCGAGGUCAAGACCUUCAGCAUCAGAGCCGUUCCCAGAGCCACCACAACCGCUCCCUUCUCUCCCGUUGACCGCAGUGGAGGGAUCAUUGUGGGGAUCAUUGUGUGUCUGCUGCUGCUCGCCAUCCUCGGCAGCGUCCUGUACUUCCUCUACAAGAAGGGAAAGAUCCCCUGUGGACGCUCUGGGAAGCAGGAGAUAAGCAACAAGGAAAUCACCAAAGACGACAUUGUCGUGGAGAUGAAGACCAACCCGAAGACCGAGGAGACUGUCCUGCUCAAGGCCGUGAACGGAGGGAAAGGGAUGCCCAAUGACAAGUAAUGUCCCUGAUGGUUCAGCUGCCUGAAGACGGCAGCACCGGAGCAUAGGACGGGACGAGAGACCUGCAGGAAGACACCACCACACAGACCUGGACAACUCCCCCACCAUGCUUUAUUCUCAGCAGUAUUCACUAGUUUUACACAGGAACACACACACCCACACACACACACACACACACACACACACACACACACACUGAUGUGCAUUUUCCUUUGACUGAGUGUUUCCUGUUCAUUCAGCUCCUCCAGUCGUUUGCACUGGGCCGUUGUUCGGAGCCAGUGCGAUGACGUCCGUGUCGCUCGAUGCAUCUUUUUGUUUUUCUGUUUCUAUUUCUAUGAAGUGUACAUAUUAUAUAUAUUUUGUUAUUUAAGAUAUUUUGGCACUCUGAUUUCUGUGGUUUCAUGGCAGCGUCUGGCUCGUGUGCACGUUGAUCCAUGUUCACGUGUCCAGGGGGAUUUUGGCUUUCUCUUUUCUUUUUUUGUUUUUUUUCAGCGUGUUUGAUCGGAUAUAUUAAAUAUUCGUAGACGAAACUUACCAACCGCCCCCGAAAACACAUAAAAUACUAAACCUCUCCUCUAGAAUCAGCCGUUGUACCACUAGGGGGCGCUAAACCUCAGCGUCCCGCCCCUAAAAGCUGUGGAUCAGACCCACUGGCGUCCUGUGAACUACUGUCACGCCCUCGCACUGAUUGUAAAUACGAGUUCAGACCCGCGAGUGGAGGCUGGGACUGUCACUGAAGGUCAAGAGGUCAAAGGUCAGUGAUCUGCCGUGCCUGUUUCUGAGAACGCGUCGUACACUGAAAUCUUUUUCUUGUGAUUUAUUUCUUUGGUUUGCUCCGUGUGUUGUUUGGGCCUGAAGGAGCGUUUUCUUCACGUCGUGCAUGUUUGAGCUUCACGUUACAGAGACGAGUCAGAACUGGGAUUUAUUACAGUUUUUGUUUUUGAGUCGAUAGAGUUUUGUUUCUGCAGAUUGAUUAGAGAAGAGGGAAACCAUAGAUUGUGUCCUUAGACAUGCAGUCUAUGAGUCAAACUGGUUUAAAAUUAAACAGGCCUAGAAGUCAUUUAAUUGAAUAUACAUCUGCAGCUACAGAAAGGAACUGGGGAUUUAUAAAAAAAAAAUGAAAUCCCCAAAACGCUCACAGCUGUUUUAAACGCAGAAUCUUUAAAACAUCUGGAUCCAAAUCGGCACAAACUGAUGUUAACAGGCUCAGAACAAUGAUCCCUCCUCCCGUCUAUCUGUAGUGAAGCAGCUCAGACGUGCACCGUGUCACGCUGCCCGAGGCCCGUGUUGUGAAUAAGACGUACUGAUCCCUCACCGUGUAGGUUGUUGUGAAAAGAUUGUUUGACCUUUUCGUUGCGUUGACGUUGCCCCGAGGACUUGCAGCAGAAACAGAGUAGUGACAUGUUUUCUUGAUAUCAUUUUGUUUGUUUUGUUUUCUUUGAGAUGUUUUAAAGUUGUAGAAAUAAUCCAGGUUCCGAUCGUCCUCAGGCAAGAAGCAGAGUCCCAGGUUCCUCUGGUCGGCAGCUCUUCGUCUUUUCACACGUUCUCCGACCACACAAAGACUUUUUCUGUUCGUUGUUUCUGGAUUUUUUUUCACCAGUGGGAAAGUACAAGUUUUUAAAAGUGAACGUUGCAGUUCUUUGUUUUUUUUGUUUUUCCUCAAUGUGAGUAAUGUUUAUGUGACCAUUUGAUGCUUGCGUGUUUUUAUAUUUUUUUGCAAGAAAAUAAUGCCAAAUAAAAAUGUUCCAUUUGAAAAGA